AUGGCGACAGCAAGCGCAGCAGGUGAAACACCUGAACACCACACAGACAUGCCAGACUAUGAAGCCAAACUCACCGCUAUCUUCGAAGCCUUCUGGGCACGGCUGGAGCACCGGGCACGGCUGAAUAAACCGAGCACACGCUGGAGCAACAAGAAACCUAA
Pelobates cultripes (western spadefoot toad) is the source of this 161-nucleotide messenger RNA. The record is from the annotation of a GenBank genome assembly. Lineage: Eukaryota; Metazoa; Chordata; Amphibia; Anura; Pelobatidae.